AUGAUCCAGAGUGUUCUCCCCCCUAGUAGAACACUUAACAUGCUGGUAGAAUUUUGGGAGUACAGUCUUCAGAUUAGCCCUAUUGAAAUCUUCUGCAAUUAUAUGAACACCGUUGCGUGGAUUAUGGAUGUGUUGGUCUGCAAUGGUUUGGGGAUCUACUGUGGCAUGAAGACCCUGGCCUGGUUGUCCAUGAAGCCGUACCAGUGGCAGGGCCUCUGGAACAUUCCUACAUACAAAGGGAAGAUCAAGCGGAUAGCAUUCCAGUUUACACCGUACAGCUGGGUAAAGUUUGAGUGGAGGCCAGCUUCAAACCUUCGCCGUUGGCUCGCUGUACUGGGCAUCAUCUUUAUGUUCCUCUUGGCGGAGCUGAACACUUUCUACCUGAAGUUUGUUCUGUGGAUGCCUCCCGAACACUACCUGGUGCUGCUCCGCCUUGUGUUUUUUGUCAACGUCGGAGGCGUGGCCAUGCGGGAGAUCUACGACUUCAUGGAUGACCCUAAGUUCCUCAAGAAGCUCGGCCAGCAAGCAUGGCUUGUGGCAGCAAUAACCGUGACAGAGUUCCUCAUUGUGGUCAAGUACGACCCCCACACCCUCAUGCUGCCCAUCCCCUUCUUCAUCAUGCAGUGUUGGUUCUUAGGAAUCUUUCUGAUACUCAUCUGGACCCUGUGGCGCUUCUUCAUCCGUGACAUCACACUUCGCUACAAAGAGACCCGUCGACGCAAACAGGAAGCGCCCGCUGACUGGGACCGCCCUGUGGGUAACGGCAGCUCGGGGACCUCAUCUGGACGAAGCAAAUUAAAUGGGAGCUCUGAAACGCUACGCCAGAGGAAAUCCUGAAAGUUAGCUGCUCUGUUACAAUGGGGGGGGGUUACUGAGAGAAAAAAUGAGGGGUGUUGUUACACAAAGACAAACAUAGAGAGGCAAGCCGAAGGACACAAAACGAUCCUGUGCCUACAUGAACCAAGUACUCAAUCAGCUGACACUGUUUUUAUUUGUAUCCUUCUGUUAUUUUCACACAACAAAAAAUACUCAAUUUUUUACUUUCGUGGAGCUAUAAUGGUAAAUGCUGCAUUUUUUGUACUAGUGUCUUGAAUAUUGGCAGAAAGACUAAUGGAAGAAGAAUUUAGGCUGACACUUGAACAAUUACCGAAAAUUGUUUCUUUUCUCGUAAUAAUCAAAAGGAGAGCAUCGGCAGCGUUAGCGUUGCUUUAAAUAGGAUUGGUUCUGUCCUGCAGGUAAGAAAAGUGAGUAUUUAUCGGGUCACUCAGUUUCUGUCUGAAUGAUUGCUGAUCUAGAGUCUAGUCCAGAGGUGCGCAAUACGUCAAUUGCAAAGGUAAUAUGGUUAGAUUGCGUGCUAAAAAAGUGUGGGCACCCCUGGUGUAGUCUAUGCAGCACGUUUUGUUUAAAGAAAAGUUU
This is a messenger RNA of Nematolebias whitei (Rio pearlfish), 1416 nucleotides long. It is a transcript of the gene ptdss2, whose product is annotated as phosphatidylserine synthase 2. Gene Ontology annotation, biological process: phosphatidylserine biosynthetic process. Gene Ontology annotation, molecular function: L-serine-phosphatidylethanolamine phosphatidyltransferase activity. The transcript has 6 exons. The coding region runs from base 1 to 837 and encodes 278 amino acids. Lineage: Eukaryota; Metazoa; Chordata; Actinopteri; Cyprinodontiformes; Rivulidae. The record is from RefSeq and is a predicted model, not a curated record.